CACUAUUGCCCGUAAUUUCAGGGUUUUUGACGCUUUUAAAGGGUUUAGGGCUUUAGCGUUGCCCUUUGCUGCAGCUGUGUUGGAUGGAAUCAGGAGAUGCUCUCUUCACUCUUCAUACAACCCGUUUACCUCACCAACUUCGCUUUGCUUACUAAUUAUUAGGGUUUCCUUACCCUAAGGCGGCUAGGGUUUUUGACUCAUAUCCUAAUUUGACUCGAACUCUAAUUCAAAUUGGCUUUUAUACUCGUAUACGCCCUUCUAACACUUUAACUCUUUCCGAUCCCCACAUUCUCUUAUACACAAUUCAUAUAUCUGACACUUACCCAUUUGUUUUUCUUCGAUUCUUACUGGAAUUUUUUUUAUUUCUGCAACGAAUUCUCAUCUGGGGUUUCACUAUUUUUCUCUGAUCAUUCAUUAAAGUUCUAAACGCAGUCUUUUAGUUUUCGGGUGGUUUUAUAUUAAAAACCAAUCUGGGUUUCUGCCUUUCAAUCUUGUUUCUGUGAUCAAUAUCAUACAUAAAAUUCAAUAUUCUGAUUCUGAAACAUGAGUUUUCCUGAUUCUCGUUCCCAAUUUAUGCAAUCUAUACCAGCUUAUGUUGGUGGCACUGACGCCAUUAAUUGUUGGCCUCAAUUUUCCAUGAACAAUGAAGAUCAACAAUCUGAAUUUGAGCAGCAGUCGCAACCUCCUCCAUUCAAAAGAGCCAGAAAUUCUGAUGAUGAAAGCCAAUCCAAUACUUCACCCUUUCCACCUAUGAACACUAGAAUGAUCCCACCAAAUGCUCCAGUCAAUAAGGGAGUCAGUAACAUAUUCUUCAAGACCCGCUUAUGUGCCAAAUUCAAAGUGGGGUUGUGUAGAAACGGCGAAAAUUGUAACUUUGCUCAUGGAAUUGAAGAUAUGCGACAACCUCCUCCCAAUUGGCAAGAACUUGUUGGUGGACGUGAACGUGAUAAUGAGGAUCGAUCAUCAUCUGGAAAUUGGGAAGAUGACCAGAAAAUAAUUCACAGGAUGAAGCUAUGCAAGAAGUUUUACAAUGGGGAAGAGUGCCCUUAUGGUGAUAGAUGUAACUUUCUUCACGAGGACCCUGCCAAGUAUAGGGAUGAUUUGGGUAGAUUUAGGGAGAGCUCAGCCAUAAGCAUUGGAACCACACCACCACCCCCGGCCAAUCAGGGAAAUGUGCCUAGUAAUUCAGAUGAUAAUAGGGCUGUGAACUCUGUUUCAGAUUCAUCAAGAGUGAAUGUGAAACCUGUGUAUUGGAAGACAAAGUUAUGUAACAAAUGGGAGCAAACAGGUCACUGCCCUUUUGGUGAGAAAUGUCACUUUGCUCAUGGGUAUGCAGGUACACAGUCUGCUCUACACAAGUUGCAAAUGGCUAAUGGACGAGUUGAAGUAGAUGCUCUGAAUAUUGCCGCCUCCUUACAAGCAAAACCUCAGGCUGUUGCUAUUGACUCACUUCCAAGUGCAACAACUGCGGCUGCUUUCGAUGAAGAUGUGCAGGGUAAGAAGUGCUUGAUGAAGUGGAAAGGACCAAAGAAGAUCAACCGAAUUUAUGGUGACUGGCUCGAUGAUCUACCGCUAGUGCACAACCUACCGAGUAGAGUAGAGAGCUGACAGAAUGGAAAUCAUUUUCCCUCUGGUUUAGAAAUUUUAAAGAAUUUUGUUACCAAAAGAAAAGUUUUUGUGUUCAUUUUUUCUCCUGUUUGGUUGUUGAUCAAGUCGUUUAAUAUCUGUUUCUUUUUAGUGGUUUUAUAUUCUUUUUCUUUUUAGUGAUCUUAUAUUCUUUUUCCCUUGCAUCUCUUCUUAUUGAAGAUUUGUGAGAUAUAGUUGGAUUGCAAAUUUUGAACUAGAUAUUGUUUCUGGAAGUGUCAACUGUCAAAUAAGAGUCUUUGAUAGCAGUGUGAUCAAUCAGGAUUAGUUUUUGCUUUGAAAUGGUUUCCUAUCAUCAUGAAGGUCAGCACUGAGAUCUUCAUUGAUAAUGAUGGUCUUUUCAGAUUAUCCAAGCAAUGCACGGCAUACUCUUGUUCCUCUUAGGUUGUUUUGCUACAACUUGCUUGUAAUAAUUGAAAGCCUUUAGUCAACUCUAUUAUCUUUGAUCUUUA
Humulus lupulus (European hop) is the source of this 2096-nucleotide messenger RNA. RefSeq names its product zinc finger CCCH domain-containing protein 39. The record is from RefSeq and is a predicted model, not a curated record. The transcript is spliced from 2 exons. The coding region runs from base 544 to 1608 and encodes 354 amino acids. Gene Ontology annotation, molecular function: mRNA binding; metal ion binding. NCBI's taxonomy places the organism in Eukaryota, Viridiplantae, Streptophyta, Magnoliopsida, Rosales, Cannabaceae.